Messenger RNA from Rhinichthys klamathensis goyatoka, 3095 nucleotides. RefSeq names its product E3 ubiquitin/ISG15 ligase TRIM25-like. The coding region runs from base 142 to 1767 and encodes 541 amino acids. NCBI's taxonomy places the organism in Eukaryota, Metazoa, Chordata, Actinopteri, Cypriniformes, Leuciscidae. The record is from RefSeq and is a predicted model, not a curated record. Gene Ontology annotation, molecular function: protein binding; zinc ion binding. The transcript has 2 exons.
CCAAUUGCAUUUCUCGGCAAUGCCGACUGUACCUGGAAUGUUGCAGUACAGGCUCAGAACAAGCUAGACCAGUAACCGCUCUGAUAUCCCUCAGUUCUCGAAGUCAACCCACAGAAGUGCCUUCACUACGAACCUGUAGACAUGUCUCUAAGUAAACCUGAGGAGCGUCUUGCUUUGGAGUUGAGCUGUCCGAUCUGUUUGCAGCUGUACCGUGAUCCCGUAACCCUUCCUUGUGGACACAAUUACUGCCUGGGUUGUAUACAAAAUGCUGCGCACGCAGAAGAUCCCAAGUCCCCGAAACGUUGUCCGGAGUGCAGGGAAGAGUACGGCAGCCCGGAGACUCUUCCCAAGAACUUCAAGCUCAACGGUAUCGUGGAUGGGUUCCUGGCGGCCACUUCGGGCGGCGGACUGAGAGGAGGCCCGACGGUGCCAUGCGACCAUUGCCUGGACGAGCCAGUGGCUGCCGUGAAAUUCUGCACACGCUGUGAAAUGUCAUUGUGCCCCAGCCACCUCAAGAGACACGAGGAACGACACAGAUCGCUACACGUCUUAGUGGGACUGCCCGCAGAACGGCAUGGGAAGAGGUGCCCGGUGCACUUAAAGGUCACGGAGUACCUGUGCGUGCAGGAGUGCCUGUUCCUCUGCUCCGAGUGCUUGAUGGAGGGCACGCACCAGCACCACGAGGUGCAGACGUUCGAGGUGGCGAAGGGGGAAAUGACGAGAAUUCUUGAGGAACUGGGGAAGUCUGUGUCUGACAAGCUACAGAUGACAGAAGCUCUGGUGAAAAGCGCCAACGGAGGACCUCCAGACAAGGCCGAAGAUAAGCUGGUGGCCAGGGCAAACAUACUGCUGGACAACAUGACUUCACUUAUAACUACAUACAAGAAUCGUAUGAGCACCGAGAUGGAUGACAAGCUUCAUACGCGGGACAAAAGCUGGCAGGCCAAUCUAUGCGAUUUGGAGAGUUGUCUACACCAGCUGCAGGAAGCCCAGCAGUGCACCAGCGAGGUUCUCAAUCAAUCCUCAGAGUUUCUCUUCAUCCAGAACUACCUCACCGUUGAAGCAAGGGUCCGCCAGGCUGCUAACGUCACCAUUCCCGGUCUACCUUCCCAAGAGUCCUCCGAUGCCAAGCACCUGCGCGCUCUCCUACGUACAGACGCCUUCCACGUCGAGAUGAGUCUUCUGUUGGAGUGCCUCCAUGGCAUAAUGAACCCUCUAGAUCUGACCUUCAACUCAACCACGGCCAACCCCAGCCUUCUGCUGUCCACCGAUCUCAAAACAGUCAAGCAGUGUGCAGGAGUUAAGAGCAGUAGUGCUGGAGAUCACAGUGAGCGCUUCUCCUCGGCCAGUCAGGUCUUGUGCUCGCAGGGUUUCUCCACCGGAGUUCACAUGUGGGUGGUGGAGUUCGGCCCCGGGUGUGCGUGGUCUGUGGGACUGUGCUAUAAAAGCAUCCCACGUAAAGGUGACCACAGCAGGCUGGGGCACAACACCAGCUCUUGGAGGUUGCAGUGGAAGAGCAAGAAGCUGACGGCGUGCCAUGACUCGGCUAAUGUGGCCGUGGGUGACGGGCUGAUCAUGCCGCCAAAGAGGGUCGAAGCGACCCUGGAUUACGAAGGAGGAACUAUUGCAUUCCACAGCUCAGGUCAGGGAGGCCGAAAGCAGCAUCUUCAUACAUUCAGUGCCAUGUUCAAGGACGCAGUGUAUCCUGCGUUUGGGCUCCACUCUACCUCCGAAGAUUCAUGGAUAACUCUUUUGAGUGGAGUUUAACUGACACGGACAUGCUUUCAUUGUGUAACAUUCUUGCCUCAUUCUCUUUAUCCCUUUAUCAUUCCUUAUGCAUUAGUAUGCCUAAUCCUGUACCCCUGGAAAGAAUAGCCUUGGAACGUCAUGCACAUUUUAUUUACUAAAGAAAAAAAAACACUUCUCAACAACUUGGUAGUACUUAUGUAGUUAGUGUGAUGUGUGACAUGUUAGUGCGAUAUUAAAGACUUAAAUGACCAAUUGAAAAUGUACAUAUGAUAAUCAAGCAAGAUACACAUUUUCUGGACAUGGCUUGAGAAUCCGAGAGGGCACGUAUCCCUUCAGUUUGAUUGGGCAUGAUGCUUCACGAACAACAGCUAUAAGCAAAGCAGACAUUAUUGCAAAUUGACCCUUUACUGACUGACUUAUUUUAAAGUUUGAAUACAAUGUUUGUACAACAGCUAUACAACCCCUGAAAAAAGAAGAAACUGAAUGGGUUUUGUUUGAAUAAUACCCAGAAGUCUAGUGUAUUUGGCCUGAAAUAGGAGUCUUUGAAGAAACGAGAUUGUAAAUAAAGUAACACCAGCAUAUAGACAGUGUGUUUUAUCCAGAGCUCAACUCUUUCCAUGUCUGAGGAAAGAAAGAAAAAAUCAAAUUCAGAUGCUCUUAAAGAAACAGAGCAUGGAUAUUAUAUUACCAGUGAGUUAGAUAACAUCUCUGCUGUAUUUUUGCUUGUAGUUUCACUUAUGGGACUAUAGUGACAGGAAUGGCACCCAGAAUGCAGGCUAUGAAUGUACUGUACACAAGGAACAUUAACACACAUGCUACAGAACAGCAUUCUGCAGGGCCAUAUUAGACGAUUUCCAGAUUAGAUCAAGUUUUAUUAAAUUUGCCUACAAAUUUAUUUUAUUUAUUAAAAUGCCUAGAGCAAAGCUCUUUAUGUACUUUAUGUAUGCUUUCACUUAAAAAGAAAUGUACAUCCUUGUCCUGUAAAACAAGAAAUACUUGUUCACACCUUCCCCGUCACACUAGAUGAAAUAGUUUUGACUCAUGUGAGUCUGUACUGACACAAUUUCCCAUAAAAAAUAUCUCUGCAUUUUUUUCUAUAUAAUUUGACAAUACAUCUCAAUAUAUGUAGAGGGUCACCUCUAGACAUUUAUAUUUAUUCAUCAUAUAUUUACAUGCACCAAUGCUCAUUUGUGAACUAACAAGUAUUCAUUACUUUAAUAAGCUCAUUGUUUCUGCCUUAAAUUAUUACAUUGUUUAAAUUAAUACAUUUUUAGCCAACUGUGAUUUGUAUGUACAUUUCUGAAAUACAGUACAUAACAGUUACCUCUGAUAACAGAUCACUCUAA